AACACGUCAUUUGUGAACAGCGCAUGUGUUUUGGUUUGUGAUUUGUGCUGUAAUUUCAUCGAAGCUCUAGAAAGAAAUUAUCAUACAGCACUUUUAUCACCGAUUUGAAAUCUUAUCAGCACCUGUGCUGCUGCACUAUGAUAUUCGCCAGCUCGUCAGAUGGUGAGGGUAAACUAAAAUGACCCUUCCUGUGCGCGUUUCGUUUAAAAUAUUUACUCCAAUAGUUGUAGCCGUGUUGCUUAGUGUAGCCGCAUUGGUAAAAAGCGGAGCAAACAAUCUUCACAUGUACGAUGGAGUUCGAACCCAAGAUAUUAUAGCUGGUGACGUGUUCUUCGAAAUUAUUGACCCACCAGAGCUAGAGUACACUUACAGGAUUCGACCGGCUAAGGAUUUUGGAAGUACGUUUGGUGGCUCAUUUAAAGUUACUGAGGGCAAGCUGGUUCCGGCAAUUCCGUCUGAUGCAUGUGAGCCCAAUUUUGUUAACGAACGGGAUCUGAAGGACAAUAUAGUACUCGUGGAACGAGGGGAAUGCUCCUUUUUAUCAAAAGCAAUUAACAUCGAAAAAGUCGGAGGUAAAGCAGUAAUAAUCACCGAAAUUGAUACCAAUUCGGAUGACUAUGAUUACUACAUCGAGAUGAUCCACGAUAAAACGGAUCGUGAUACUAACAUUCCGGCUGCCUUUCUGUUGGGUAAAAAUGGUCUCAUAAUCCGACGUACGCUCACCAGACUGAACAGGCGGUAUGCGCUCGUAAAUCUACCGGUCAAUCUGACCUUUGUGGCACCGCAUUUGAUUAAUCAGCCUCCCUGGCUGCAGUGGUGAAUCAUCUUUUUGGUGUUGGUAUAUUAUUGCAGUGGAAGCUUGUUUUAGAUUAUACAGAGAAAAAAACCUUUGUGGUAUUAUGACUGUUUAGAGAGACUAAUUUUCUAGUCAACCUGUAAGAAACUAAAAGCAAGAAGAGAAACUCAGAAGAAAAACUAUUUGUUGAACCCAAUAAACUCAAGUUGUUCAUCAGAA
Wyeomyia smithii (pitcher-plant mosquito) is the source of this 1015-nucleotide messenger RNA. Its product is annotated as PRADC1-like protein. Bases 179 to 820 code for a protein of 213 amino acids. The record is from RefSeq and is a predicted model, not a curated record. NCBI's taxonomy places the organism in Eukaryota, Metazoa, Arthropoda, Insecta, Diptera, Culicidae. The transcript has 3 exons.